Podarcis muralis (Common wall lizard) is the source of this 1471-nucleotide messenger RNA. The record is from RefSeq and is a predicted model, not a curated record. NCBI's taxonomy places the organism in Eukaryota, Metazoa, Chordata, Lepidosauria, Squamata, Lacertidae.
GCAGGGAGUGGGCGCCCUUUCGCUGAUGGCGACAGCCGGGCGCGCGGCGUUCGGAGGGCGGAGCAUGCGCGUGAGGGUGUCCUCGCCAUGGCGUCGGUGGUGCUGAGCGAGGCGGAGAAAGUGUACGUCAUGCACGGCGUCCAGGAGGAUCUUCGGGUGGAUGGCCGUGGUUGUGAAGAUUACAGAUGUACAGAAGUGGAAACAGAUGUAGUAUCUAAUACAAGUGGGUCUGCCAGAGUAAAACUUGGGCACACAGACAUCCUGGUUGGAGUCAAGGCAGAAAUGGGAGCACCGAAGCUGGAUAGACCAAAUGAAGGAUACUUGGAAUUCUUUGUUGAUUGCUCAGCCAAUGCCACUCCUGAAUUUGAGGGCCGCGGUGGAGAGGAGCUGGGCACCGAAAUAGCAAAUACCCUCUACAGAAUUUUUAACAACGAGAGCAGCAUUGACUUGAAGUUGCUUUGCAUUGCUCCCCGAGAGCACUGCUGGGUGCUUUACGUCGAUGUCCUGUUACUGGAGUGUGGUGGGAACUUGUUUGAUGCCAUCUCUGUUGCAGUGAAGGCAGCACUGUUUAAUACCAGAAUACCCAAAGUACGUGUUUUGGAGGAUGAAGGUGGACGGGAAAUUGAACUUUCUGAUGAUCCUUUUGAUUGUAUUCGACUUAAUGUAGAUAAUGUACCUUGUAUUGUCACACUAAGCAAAAUCGGCUAUAGGCAUGUAGUGGAUGCCACACUUCAGGAGGAAGCGUGUUCUCUGGCUAGCCUCCUCAUUUCUGUGACCAGUCGAGGUGUCCUAACCUGUAUGAAGAAAGUGGGAAGGGGAAGCCUUGAUCCAGAAAGCAUAUUUGAGAUGAUGGAGACUGGAAAGAGGGUGGGCAAGUUGUUGCAUACCUCUUUGCAAUCUGCCUUGGAUAAAGAAGAAAGUCUUGGACCAACACGGAAAAAAGUUGGAUUCCUGGGAUGAGCCUCAUUGUUACAUUGAACAUCUGUCAAGGACUGGAUGCUGAAGUCGGUGCUGUCGUGGUUAUUGUGGCAUAAGAUGUACCAGGCUAGGUACUGAUGCAGGAAGAUGGAAAGAGGAAGCCGUCUUGACCAAAGAAGAAUGGCAAACCAAGUUGAUGGACUAUGCUGAAAUGGCAAAACUAACUGGGAAGCUCAGAAAUCAAGAUGAUAAGAAAUUUUAAAAAGAAUGGUGAAGAUUUGCAAAAGUAUUGUAAACAGGUUAAUACAGUGUCAGGAUUUUAAGAACAUUUGUAAUUUUAGAAUUCAUAUAGGAAAUUUGAGGUAGAAAAAACAAUUUGGAGUAGAAAUGACAUGCAGUUGAAAAGAAUUUAAGGAACAGGGGGGGUAACGGGAUUUGGAGAAUCCCCUUUUAUGGAUUUGAUGUUGUUGCGUAUAAUUUUAUUUGUGGUUGUUUGUUUUUUAUUUUUGUUAUUUUUGUUGAAAAUUUAAUAAAAAUAAAAUAUAAAAAAAUA